AUGUCGACGGACUCCUCCGACUCUACCGUUUGUAUUAUCAACAGUACACUUCCGAAGUACCAGGUUCCCCGCAUUGAUUCCUUUCCACAAUGAAAUCUGUGCGUCCUUCCAGCCUAACAUCUUCUUGUGCUCAUCCAGCUCCUCGUGCUGCACUCAUCGUGGCGUCAUCGCUUGCUGCGAGAACGAUGUCUCGUUCAGCCAAGUGUAAGUCCCUCGUGUUCACCACCAAAUAAUAAACUCUUUGAAUGUGAGAAGCGCUGAAUGAAUUGAGUAAUUGUGCAUCUCUCGGCAUAUUGCCGCUAAUCCACUUAUGUGUCUCAGAUUGCAAUUAGAUUCUCCCUCUUCUUUUCCCUUCCAACCUUUCUUCUCCAUAUCGUAUUUCCGCUCUCUUCUCCUUUCGAGGAGGACCACAUCUGUACAUUUGUUUAUCAUUAGGUAACAUAAACACGUCGACAGAUUGUCUCCUCCUUUUCCGUGUCUAAUGACGGCCAAUCAUAGAUUGCAGUCUGAAGCAGUCCCUGCCGUUUCUCAUUCUCUGGCUCGUCAUCUUCGGAAUCGCUUGCCUGGUGCACCUCUUUUUCGAAGACGACGAGACUGGAAAACCAAUCAACAAGGAGAAGCCGUUGAACGGACAUCUUGAGUGAGGAGGAGUCGGUGGUUCAGAAGACGUUGAUUAUUUCAGACUUCUCCUUCCAAUCGCGAACGACUACACAGUGGAGGACCCAGUUUUCGGAAAGCUGUACGAGGACCAAACGCCCAAACUGGCCACCAUUCCCAAGAAGAGACGAUGA
Molecule: messenger RNA, 791 nt
Organism: Caenorhabditis sp. 36 PRJEB53466
Lineage: Eukaryota; Metazoa; Nematoda; Chromadorea; Rhabditida; Rhabditidae
Source: the annotation of a GenBank genome assembly